Molecule: messenger RNA, 258 nt
Organism: Knipowitschia caucasica
Lineage: Eukaryota; Metazoa; Chordata; Actinopteri; Gobiiformes; Gobiidae
Source: the annotation of a GenBank genome assembly
AUGAGGUCACAAGGGGGCGGUAGUGUGCAGGCUUUAAAAGCCAUUGGCCUGUCUCCAAUAGAUCCAUGCCUGUCUCCUGUGGCCUUGGCCCUGCACACUUCCUGGUCCGGUGUCGUGACCCUCCGUGUUGCCCCACAGCCAUGUAGGAUGGGGAUGUCCGCCAUCCCACCGAAGCUCUUGUUCAGUGCAGGUGUGGAGGGUCCAUCAGCCUCCUGCACUUUACGUUCCCUGCAGUUACUGAUGUCUCGCUGGUGUUGA